This is a messenger RNA of Oreochromis aureus, 2598 nucleotides long. Its product is annotated as obscurin-like. Gene Ontology annotation, molecular function: transmembrane signaling receptor activity. The transcript has 18 exons. Gene Ontology annotation, biological process: cell surface receptor signaling pathway. NCBI's taxonomy places the organism in Eukaryota, Metazoa, Chordata, Actinopteri, Cichliformes, Cichlidae. The record is from RefSeq and is a predicted model, not a curated record. The coding region runs from base 16 to 2490 and encodes 824 amino acids.
UCUUUGCUCUGCACGAUGGGCUUUUACUUGCUCAGUACUGUCAUCUAUGGAAAUGCUGAAGCUGGUCCUAAGCCCACUGUGACCCUGCAGCCAUCCAGGACUCACAUAUACAGCGGUGAGACAGUCACUGUCAGAUGUGAGAUUCAGGGAGGUGAAGGAGCUCAGUGGACGUAUGAAUGGAGAGCAGAGAAGUUAAACACACGUCAAUCAUCCAAUGAAUACAGAAUCAUCAAAGUUACUGAGUCUGAUGGUGGAGAAUACAGGUGUCGGGGUAGAAGCAGCUCUUCCUGGACAGAGUGGAGUGAUAUCACCACAUUGACUAUAUUACAUAAACCAAAGGCUCAACUGAGAGCUGAUAGGACAGCUGUUCCAGCAGGGGGCAGUGUGAUCCUGACCUGCUCUGUGAGCGUGUCGUCAUCAUCAUCUGGAUGGAAAUACUACUGGUACAGAUAUGACAAGUAUUAUAAACUUGUGACCUUACGUGAUGGAGUGUUUCUAUCAAAUAGACAAAUCAGUGUCUCAGAGGGAGGACUCUACAGGUGCAGAGGAGGAAGAGGAGAACCAGUUUACUACACAGAGUACAGCGAGACAAUCAAGAUUGCUAAACCAAAGGCUGAACUGAGAGCUGAUAGCACAGCUGUUCCAGUAGGGGGAAGUGUGACCCUGACCUGCUCUGUGAGCCCAUCGUCAUCAUCAUCUGGAUGGAAAUACUACUGGUACAGAGAUGGGAAAUCUUAUCAGAUUCUGACAAAUGGACAAAUCAGUGUCUCAGAGGGAGGACUCUACUGGUGCAGAGGAGGAAGAGGAGAACCAGUUUACUACACAGAGUAUAGUAAGUCAGUUUGGAUUGACACAACUGUGUCAAACAGGUCUGUUGUGACUCUGCAUCCAAACUGGUCUGAGAUAUACAGAGGAGAGACGAUCACUGUCAGAUGUGAGAUCCAUGGAGGAGACACUGAGUGGGAUUAUGAGUGGGAAACAAACAACAUCAUAAAACCUCCAAAUCAAAAUGAAUACAGGAUUAGAUCUGCUUCAUCAUCCAACAGUGGAAACUAUCGCUGUAAGGGCAGAAUGAAAAGUUCACAGCAUAAAACAACAGAGUGGAGUGAUUCAGUCACACUGACAGUUUCUGACAAUAAACCCCGUCCUGUCCUCACUGUGUCUCCAUCAUGGCUGAGUCCUGGAGCCUCAGUAACUCUGAACUGUGAGGUUGAACAUCCGUCUGCAGGAUGGAGCUUCUACUGGUAUAAAGCUGUUCCUGAUCUAUCACAGAAAUCCUCCAGUUAUGAGCUGCUACCUGAUGGCAGUGGGACUGCACAGGACUCCUACAUCAUUCAUGGACAGACACACACAGCAGGAUAUGUGUGCAGAGCUGGAAGAGGAGACCCAGAGUAUCACACUGAUCACAGUCAACCAAAGUUUGUCUGGUCUGCAGAUGUUCAUUCAGCAGCGUCUCUCACAGUGAGUCCUGACAGAGUGCAACACUUCACCUCUGACUCUGUCUCACUGACCUGUGAGGGAAACUUCACUGUGGAGUGGAGAGUGAGGAAGUUCUCUGAGGACGGCCGACUCUCUGACUGUAGGAGAAUGACUGGAUCCACAUGUAACAUCUACACAUCAAAGUCAGAUACUGGAGUGUACUGGUGUGAGUCUGGAUCAGGAGAGUUCAGCAGUGCAGUCAACAUCACUGUACAGAAUUAUGAUGAUUAUGAUGAUGUUCCUAUCCUGGUGAGUCCUGUUCAUCCUGUGACUGAGGGAGCUUCUGUUAGUCUGAGCUGCAGUUUGAAAACACAAAAAAUACUUUCCAAUGUGUUUUUCUAUCACAAUGACAAACUUAUUCAAAAUGAUACCCGAGGGGAGCUGAACAUCUCUGCAGUGUCAAAGUCUGAUGAAGGUUUCUACAAGUGUCAGUACUCAGGAAGAGAGUCAGCACAGAGCUGGAUGUCAGUUAAAGUAACUGUGUCAGGAGCUGACAGCUCUUCAUCUCCUGUGUGGUUGAUGGUUGGACUGGUUUGUGGAGUCUCUCUCAUUAUUAUUCUCCUGCUCUUGUUGUAUCGCUGCAGACAGUCCAAGUAUUCCUGCUUCACCAGGUCGAUCCAGUCUGAGAGUCACAGUCCGGGCUCCUCCACAAAUCAUGGAGUCAACCAGGAUGAAACUCAUGUGUACGACUCUCUUCAACAUGGUACCAAUCACAUCUAUGAAUCAGUUACGCCGGUUGAAGACAACAGAAAUGGAUCAGAUGAGCAUCAAGAUGUCACAUACGCUCUUAUUGAACUUAAAAACUUUGAAAAGAAGCGGAAGCAUCAUAAACCAGAGCAGAGUGCUGUUUACUCUGAGGUGAAGACGGGAGCUGCAGAGGACAGUCUGAUGUAUGCUGAGGUCAAACGCCCCAAACAAGAAAAAGCCAAGAUAAAAGCAGGAAAAUCAAGUCCUGCAGCUGAUGCAGCAGUUUAUUCUGAAAUCACAUUAGGAAGCUUUCCUGGUCAGUGAAGAGAGCUGCAGCAGCAAAGCUAUGGGCUCAAAAUGUGGUCAUAAAUAUUUUGUACUUGUAAAUCAGUUUUAAGAUAAGAUAAGAUAAGAUAAACCUUUAUUAGUCCC